This is a messenger RNA of Phytophthora sojae, 987 nucleotides long. RefSeq lists its product as hypothetical. The transcript has a single exon. The annotation marks the transcript as partial. NCBI's taxonomy places the organism in Eukaryota, Oomycota, Peronosporomycetes, Peronosporales, Peronosporaceae. The record is from RefSeq and is a predicted model, not a curated record.
AUUCACGGAUUCCCUUGGCAAGUACCAGCAAGGACCCGAAAUCGAAACAUUAUAAAGGAUUUGAAGAUGCAGCCUAAGAAACAGCUUCGGGUACACGCCCGUCCCGACCUCGAUAAGCUGCUCAAGACGUGGGAAGUCCGAGGUGAACGAGAUGACUGGAUACGAGGUCUCCAGAGUCAACUACCGCAACAGCUUUGGGCGCAUCGAAACACGUUGACAAACUACCAGGUCUGGGUGGCCUAUCGAAUGGCCGCUCAACAAUUAAAUUUGCAUUACGAAGGCGAGCGUCCGACGGAUGGCUGUCUUCUCGCCCAGGACGUCACGGCAGGCAAGGUCACGAUCACGCACAUUACAUGGGGCUGCAAGCGAGCCCAACAGUUUUGGAGUCGUUGUGUGGAGCAUUGGCUUGGCCAUGAAAUAUCCAGCAGUCGUCUCAAGGCGUAUAAGAGUUACAUCUCGUCACGGGUAGCUCCUCCUGUCAGUGACAGAAUGCGGCGAGUGCUUUUGGAAUGCUAUGGUAAAUGGAACAAAGACUACGAAGACGCUCUCGGGCGGAUCUGGUGGAGUCUGUGUAGUAUGGGAUACGCACUGCUGUGGCAAAUUCGAAACCAAGUCGUCCACGAAGGAAUGACAUGGAGAGCCCCACAACAAUUGGAAUACAUGUGGGCCAGCUGCCUGAGGCAAAUAGCAGCAGUGGCACGCAGUGAACGGAACAAGCCAGCAACCAGGACAAAUGGGCUUCGGCUACAGCUCACUCUGGAUUGCUAUGUAGCCAUCACGAUUGAGGCUGAACCUCCAGAUUCACCUCCAACCCCAGCGCCGUGGCUCAAGAGGAAGGAGUCAGCGUUGUGGUGUAGGGAACAUCAAGUUUUGUGUCACACUCCACGGCCGCAGUGGAACAACGUACCAGGAGCCAAGUACUACUCGGCGGGAUGCCGAGCUCAGUGGGCAAGAAUGCGCUGGCGGACGACCGCUGAACUCGGCUGA